UGAGGACCAAUCGGGACGCAUCUUGUUUCAACGGGGAACAACGGCUGAGAAGGCUAUGGCGCCCAGCUCGAAAUCUGAAAAGGACGAUAGCAAACAGAAAACGCAAAGAAAGCACAAGGACCAUGUCGUAAAGCUGCUAGUGCGCGGGAAGCUGUCUGGACAGUUUUCUCAGCACCGGUUCAGGAAGCUGCCACCUCGGGUUUGUGUCCCAUUGAAGAACAUCGUCAGCGAGGAGUUUCUCAGAGCCGGACACAUCUUCCUUGGUUUCACCAAAUGUGGCCGCUACGUUCUGUCUUACACCAGUGACUGUGGAGAAGACGAUGAUUUCUCCUUUUACACCUACCAUCUUUACUGGUGGGAGUUCAACCUGCACAGUAGACUCAAACAGGUCCAUCAUGUGCGACUAUUUGCAGGAGAGGAAAUUUACAGUGAUCUGUACCUUACUGUGUGUGAAUGGCCAAAUGACCACUCCAAAAUAGUCAUCUUUGGUUUCAAUACACGCAGUUCAAGUUCUGUGUUGAUGAACCUGAUGAUGAGUGAUGAGAAUAACAGGGAUAUCUACAUCACCAUAGCUUCCAUGCCUCCGCCCCAACGUUGCUCAAAGUGCUGUCCAGUUCCUUCAGCCUCGACCAUACGAACAGGAAGUGGCGAGUGUCUUGAACAUGGAUAUGUGCUCAAUAGCAGGUACCAGGUGGUGUACCCAUUCCCCACUUUUCAGCCAGCUUUCCAGCUGAAGAAGGACCAGGUCAUCCUAUUAAACACGAGUUACUCUCUGGUGGCCUGCGGCAUCUCGCUCUGCCCAGAAAAGCACGGUCAAUCAUCACAGAUCCUUUACACAAAGGGAGCUGCCCAGUCAACUCAAACCGCACCUCUUUCCUCAGCAUCACUGGAUGCUUCAUCAUUACCCCAGGAAUCUCCAGAAAAUCGUCAUUUUCCUUGCAGACCCCCUCCAAUUCCCUCGUCGCCAAGCCAUUCACAAGCAGCCAUGAGAGCUCGGGAGUUUGCAGCCGAUCUUUUCAGGCGAGCCCAGGGAGGAGGAGGAGGAGCGGGCAUGGAGAGUGAGCGCCAAGGGGAGAGGAGAACAGCUGAUGGUGAUGAAAAGGAGGCAGUGCAUAAACCAGAAGAUAAAGGGAUUAAUGUAGACACCUCAAGAGUGGAGGAGGGUUGUAAAGACAGGAAAGCGGAGGAUAGACGGACUAGUUCACAGCAGGCAUCAUCGUCAUGUGGAAGCCCUAAUUUUGGGAUGUCUCCUGCCUCUUCUCCAUCAUCACUUCCAUCAACUUCAGCACUGUCUUCCUGCCAGAAUCCUGCCCCUAGCGAACCUGGAUAUGUCAACUACUCACGUCUGCACUACCGCCUCCAACAGCAGGGGGCAGAAGAGCAAAAUCCAGGAGGUGCUGGAGGUUAUGACGAUGAUAAAGUCCAGCUGCCUUUCACUGUCACAGAUCUAAAAGGAAGAAACCUGCAGCUGGUCACUGGGCCACAUAAUAGACAGAGUGUUUGUGUAGAACAGUUGACGCUGGACUUCGAGUAUCUCAUCAAUGAAGUUAUCAGGAACGAUGCUGCCUGGGCUCCACAGUUCUGCUCCUUCAGCGAUUAUGACGUUGUAAUACUAGAGGUGUGCCCAGAGACCAACACUGUGAUGAUCAACAUUGGUCUGCUGUUGUUGGCAUUCUCUGUCUCAGAUGAGGAGCACUGCAGGCCAAACACAUACCAUUCUAACCUGCAGGUUAGCUGGGACCUGAACACAGGUGUGUGUUGCACUGUGGGCGUGGGUGACCUAACAGAGGUUAAGGGCCAGACCAGUGGCAGCGUGUGGAGCUCCUACAGAAAGUCCUGCGUGAACACGGUGAUGAAGUGGCUGGUCCCUGAGAGCAGCUCCCGCUACAUCAACCGCAUGACCAACGAAGCUCUGCACAAAGGCUCAUCUGUGCAAGUGUUGGCAGACAGCGACCGAUGCAUCUGCAUUGUAUUAUGAAGAGAAAUUUAGAAGAAACAACGUGGUCCACGAGUGUCAGAGUUGCAGAAACCAAACCAGUUACCAUGAAGAUGCGUCCUCAUCUCCAGCGAAGAGCUCAGAGCAGAGCAGCACUGUCCACUUCAGAGGUUUUAGUUUGAAAGUCUCAUUAAAACAAAACAAAAGCAUGCCUGCUGCAGAUCUCUUGAGUAUAGAUUUAUAGCUAUUUUGUAAAUCUUUAUUGUAAUAUUACAGGCACCAAAACCAAGAGCUGGAUUGAACAAAGAUGUUGUUUUUUUUUUUUUUUUUUUUUUUUUUUACACGGGAAGGUGUGCUGUUGAUGUGUGACUGACUACCUUUUUUAUAAUUCAAUGUAGGUUUGUGUGUUAGGAUGAGUGUGUGUGAAUGUUUGUGUAAAAGUCGCACAGUAUUUUAAGCAAGAACUCGCUCCGUACUGUUUUCCUUUCUUUACGAUGGUCAUUAUCAUGUUGUUUGCUAACUGGGCUAGAAAAGAGUGUCCCAUUGGGAAUAUUUUGUUAAAUUAAAAUGUUUCAAUUUAA
Girardinichthys multiradiatus is the source of this 2517-nucleotide messenger RNA. It is a transcript of the gene dcaf15, whose product is annotated as DDB1 and CUL4 associated factor 15. Lineage: Eukaryota; Metazoa; Chordata; Actinopteri; Cyprinodontiformes; Goodeidae. The transcript is spliced from 13 exons. The record is from RefSeq and is a predicted model, not a curated record. Gene Ontology annotation, cellular component: Cul4-RING E3 ubiquitin ligase complex. Gene Ontology annotation, biological process: protein ubiquitination. The coding region runs from base 56 to 1978 and encodes 640 amino acids.